CUUGAAGCAGAUUUGUACAUAAAAUAGUAUGUAGCACAACUUUGACUUUAUUUGCGCCACGUAUGCUUAUUAAACAAACCUUUUUCUCCUUACGUUUUUCUUCUUGAACUCAUGAAUAACUUUCCAACUGAAGUCUAUUUACGGAUUUUCUAUUUUGUGCCUCGUACAACGCUUCUCUCCUGUCUCUAUGUGUGCAAAUUAUGGCAUUUGCAUGCUACGAAAGCACUGUAUCGAGAAAUCACUCUGACUGGACCUAGUCAAAAAGACUUUUUGUCCUUUCUAAAAGAAACCAAGCUCGGACCAUGUAUUGAAAAACUCACGCUGUAUCAUGGAAGAAACGAACCACGCAAGUAUGAAUGGACAGAACAAGAGCUUAAGGACAUCAUGCUUAGGCUGCCUUGUCUAAGGACACUGAUUUUCUCCACCAAUGACCGACAAGUAUGGUAUUUACUCAACUUGCUCAAGAUGGACAAGCAACAGUUAAAGUAUCUAUCAAGGGUUGAUAUCAGUCGAGACCAUCACCAUGAUCCUAUUAUCAUGGGCUUGUACGUGUCUGUCAAUCAAUGGUUAUCGGAUACAAUUACACAUUUGACAUUGGAUCAUUUACAGUUGGAAGAUUAUUUUGGCUCGAGUACCUACCGAAUAGCUUGUUUUCUUUCGGAGUUUCAUCAAUUAUCUCAUCUCAAGAUAGUGAAUGACUUUCUGUCUGGAACUAGUCGUUUGGACAUGAUCCGUGUGUUAUGUGCCUGCCCAAAGCUUGAACAUUUCUAUUUAUCAUCUCAGUAUCAUUUGAUAGAGACAGACGAGAUGGAAUGGACACCUUUGCCGUGUCUUAAAGAACUAACGCUUAUCCUACCCGAUUUGCCAGAUAGCUAUGUGGAUUAUAUGGUGCAUACUAUUCCAUUCAAAAAGCUAAAGAAGUGUGCCAUCACACUGACCGAUACAAAGUUCUUAAGAUGGAUUUACCAGCAUACAGAUGCCUUUAUCGAUAGAUUUACAGACAGAUUCAGUCAAUGCAAACACUUUGAUCUAUUGAUGAAGAACACUGGUUUGCCAAACCGAGAAGAGUCCAUCCAACUACCUAGCAAUAAUCAAGCCAUGACUAAAGUAUGGCAGUUUAUAGAUAAACUCAGAGCCAAUCGACAGUUCGUCACGCAUGUCUCUGCUUCGUUUCAAGAUUCUUUACGCACCAGUCGGUUCUUUGAACCUACUAUAUGUAUUCGAGACCACCGUACUCUCAGUCUAAACUGGUUAUAUUUACCUUACUCGAACAGUCUCUCUUCUUAUUUCAAUAGGCAUUCGAUUGCAUUACAUACAUUGCAUAUACUUUGUCUAGGAUUGUGCGAUAGUAUGGCUCUCUUGACUCAUGUACUUGAACAUUGCCCAACAUUAAACAUGGUAUGGAUUGAACAUACCCAUAAUUCGUCUAUUCUAUUGGGACCUGUGGUCUAUCACUCCAAUCCAUCUUCCAAUAAGGACUACUUUGAAAAGCAUAAAGAUCAUCACCAACAAGCAAGCAUUGCCUUUGCUUCAUUAGAGCAUAUUCACAUCACACACCCAUUUAAGCACUAUUUGAAGACCUUGCCUUUUCUUCAACAUAUUCGAUAUCAUGCAUGUCAAUUUGAACCCUAUCCUAAAAGAAAACUACGAUUCAAUCUUCAAUGCAUAAAAUAAACACGGUCAUUGGUGGAAGGGACUGCCAAAGCCAUUUUUUAUCUUUUU
Messenger RNA from Gilbertella persicaria, 1722 nucleotides. RefSeq lists its product as uncharacterized. Bases 112 to 1674 code for a protein of 520 amino acids. The record is from RefSeq and is a predicted model, not a curated record. Gene Ontology annotation, molecular function: protein binding. The transcript has a single exon. Lineage: Eukaryota; Fungi; Mucoromycota; Mucoromycetes; Mucorales; Choanephoraceae.